CCUCAUGACACAUUUCUCCGCCUCCCUGUGUUGGUGGAGAAUGUCUGGAGCAGCAUUUAAAUUCUGGGAGGUCCUGGCUGUCAGCAGCAAGAAGAGAAGGCCAGGACUGCCACACUGUCCAGGACUGGGCUCUCUUCUCAGCAGCCACAGACCAAGGAAAAAUAACCAUGAGAAUUGCAGUGAUUUGCUUUUGCCUCUUGGGCAUUGCCUACGCCAUUCCAAUUAAACAGACUGAUUCUGGGAGCUCGGAGGAAAAGCAGCUUUACAACAAAUACCCAGGUGCUGUAGCUACAUGGCGAAAGCCUGACCCAUCUCAGAAGCAGACUUUCCUAGCACUACAGAAUGCUGUGCUCUCUGAAGAAACUGAUGACUUCAAACAAAAGACCCUUGCAAGUAAGUCCAAUGAGAGCCAUGAUGUGGAUGAUGAAGAUGAUGGAGACGACGUAGAUAGCCAGGACUCUGUUGAUUCCCAUGACACAGAUGACGACUCUAACCAGUCUGAUGAAUCUGAUGAACUGGUCACUGACUUUCCCACCGAUGUUCCGGCAACCCAAUUUUUCACCCCAGCUGUCCCCACAAGAGACUCAUAUGAUGGCCGAGGUGAUAGUGUGGCUUAUGGACUGAGGUCCAAAUCUAAGAAGUCCCACAGAUAUGAAGAUCAGUAUCCUGAUUCUACAGAGGAGGACUUCACAUCACUUGUGAAAAGUCAGAGUACGAAAGAUGACUUCAAUGCCGUCCUCCUUUCCCACACCGUGCAGCGGUCUCCUGACAGGGACAGCCAUGUGAAGGACAGUCAGGAAACAAGUCAGGUGGAUGACCACAGUAUGGAAACCAAGAGCCGCAAGCACUCCAAAGAGUAUAAGCUGAAGGCAAGUGAUGAGAACAAUAAGCAUUCCCAUGAGAUUGGUAGUCAGGAAAGUUCUGAUGUCAGCAGUGAGCUUGUUGGCCAAACAGUUCAAAGCAGUGAAAAGGAGCUAGUCCAACACGCUGAGAGUGAGGAACAAGAUAAACACCUGAAAUUCCGUGUUUCUCAUGAAUUAGAUAGUGCAUCUUCUGAGGUCAAUUAAAAGGAGAAAGUGCGGUUUCUUACUCUGCUUUUAGUAAAAAGAAGAAAAAUACAUGAUAGCAAGAUGGGAGACAAUAUGAAAUGCUUAUUUCUCAGCUUAGUUGGUGAAUGUAUAUGUAUAUGGAUCUGGAAAUAGAUACUAUUUUUGAUCAUUCGUUUAGUGUGUCUCUUCAUGGUAACAUCCUUGUAAACUAAAGCUCCAGGGUUUGGUCUAUGUUCUUUCCAUGUAAGAAAUGCAAACUAUCACCGCAUUUUAAUGUUUGCUAUUCUUUUAUGAAUGGAAAUUUAAAGUAGAAGCAAACAAAAUACUUUUACACACUUAUAAAAGAGAAUAUAAAAUUUUAUGUCACUAUAAUCUUUUGUUUUUUAAAUUAGUGUACAUUUGGUUGUGAUUACUUUUUGUGUGUGUGAAUAAAUCUUAUACCUCAAGUAUAA
Molecule: messenger RNA, 1501 nt
Organism: Neofelis nebulosa (Clouded leopard)
Lineage: Eukaryota; Metazoa; Chordata; Mammalia; Carnivora; Felidae
Gene: SPP1
Product: secreted phosphoprotein 1
Exons: 7
Coding region: 168-1067 (299 amino acids)
Biological process (GO): positive regulation of bone resorption; cell adhesion; osteoblast differentiation
Molecular function (GO): extracellular matrix binding
Source: RefSeq, a predicted model, not a curated record